Messenger RNA from Cylicostephanus goldi, 677 nucleotides. NCBI's taxonomy places the organism in Eukaryota, Metazoa, Nematoda, Chromadorea, Rhabditida, Strongylidae. The record is from the annotation of a GenBank genome assembly.
AUGCCAACUGAAGACUUUUAUGAAGAAUACGAUAACGACGGAUUUUAUCAAAUAGAACCGCAUGGUGCAAACGAUGUCUAUUUUCACAACUAUGGUUUCCCGUCAGAUGAGAUUUUUGCAAGGAAAAAUUUGCAUUUAGAGCCUGUUGAUGACUACAUCGAAUAUGCAGCGCCUAUUCCGGUAUCCCAUGGAAAUCCGAAUAGAGGCUUGGAAAUGUAUGAGCGGAGGUCCAGUAACGUCAGACCUACAUUUUAUGGUGAAACGACCAACCGUUCACACUUUACUUGGAAAGAACCGGUUCAUAAAACAAGGGUCCCAUCAUUGUCUGAGGAGAAAGAAAGCGCCGUACCAUUUUACUCGCAAACCACUAGUAGAGAGGCGUAUUCGCCCAAAGUGGCGCAUAGCGUUGCAAUAAAGGACAACCCAGAAGAAGAAAAGAAGCAGCAAUAUGUUCCUUUCUACUCCGAAACCACCAAUCGAGCAGAUUAUGUUGAGAAACCGCUUUUAAAAGAAAAUCGUUUCAAGUUAGCGAUUAACCGAAUCUUAUUGUUAGCCCCUUUGCUACUGCGUGCGGUUUCAGGAGAUCUGUGGGAUUAUCGCCGUUGCAACAGCCACUCAUUUUUGGAAGCAGUAAUUUUUCGAGCUCUACACAUGAGGUAUGUGACUUUCUUUUGAAU